AGCUAUUACGUAAUGUAAUUUCUAAAAUUCUAAAUCUAAGUACAUAUAAAUAUAUCUUAAUUCUAAUAAAUAUUAGCAAAUUUUUAUUUUUAUAUUUUUGUGGUUUGUUUGUUGUAAUGAAACUUUCAGCAGAAAUACAGCUGGGCGUGAAACGAUUAUGUAAUCCAAAAUUGGUAAACGAUGAUUGUUUCCGAGCCAUAUUACAAAAAGCAGAGCGGUCGCUAAAUACAUUGAUGGAUACAACGCUCAAGCAGACAACAGAAAAUGACGAACUCAAAUCGCUUACGUCGAGGCAAGAUAUCAUCAAAGAAGCCUACGCUUCUUUAGUAACUUUGUAUACAAUAGCAUGUCAACACAACUUGGAUGCGGCGUCAUUGAGCCAAUACAUUCAAACUUUAUUGUUAGCCGAAACUGAGCGUUUGACACAAAUAGUUAACAACUACGAAACAGUUCGACCUGGUCUCGUACAGAUUUGUAUGACCACAAACACAUCACUGGCCAAUGUGGUCGACGUCGAAUGCCAACUCGAAUAUUGUGUCCAAUCUAGUGUCUUUGAUGAUGUAUCAGAAUUUCUAUAUAAAGUGCGAUUGAAGACAAUAGACAAUGGCAAAACGGACUACGUUAAUUUUGUAUGCAAUCCACAACAACUACAAGAACUAGUUAAUAAAUUAAAAGAUGCCGUUAGACAUUUGGAUAAAAUCGUUUCGGCUGCCUAAAAAUAUAAAAUAUUUAUCAACAAUUUGUGUUCCCGUUAAACAACUGUUCUUCCCUACAAAUAUAAUAUAAUAUACUAAUUUUUACAGUCUUACAA
Messenger RNA from Adelges cooleyi (spruce gall adelgid), 811 nucleotides. RefSeq names its product COMM domain-containing protein 3. Bases 117 to 716 code for a protein of 199 amino acids. The record is from RefSeq and is a predicted model, not a curated record. Lineage: Eukaryota; Metazoa; Arthropoda; Insecta; Hemiptera; Adelgidae. The transcript is spliced from 3 exons. Gene Ontology annotation, biological process: sodium ion transport.